AUUUCCCUCCCGUCCCUCAAGCAAGAAGCACGCCACCGACCAUGUCGACGACUGCCAACUACCACGACGUCCAGCUUCUUGAUGGCGGCACCGGCGAAGAGCUCUUCCAGCUCGGCCUCCCGGACGACCGGAAGACGUGGUCGGCGUAUGCGCUGGUUCACGCCGAGUACAAUGCACUCGUGCGCCAGGUGCACGAGAGCUUCUUCCGCGCCGGCUCCAAGUACGUCACGUGCAACAACUACACGGUCACCGCGUGCUCGGGCUUUUCGCUGCCGGAGAUUGCGCAGUACACGUCGCUCGCCGGGGCUCUCGCGGUCGAGGCGCGCACGGCCGCGGCGACGCCGACGGCCAAGAUUGUCGGGUCGCUCCCGCCGCUCACCGAGAGCUACCGCCCGGACCUCGUCCUUCCCGCUGCCGACGCCGUGCCCGUCUAUAAGGUCAUUGGCGAUGCGCUCGCACCGUAUGUCGACCUCUUCACGGCCGAGACCAUGUCGUGCAUCCGCGAGGCCAUCAUGGCCAUCGACGGCGUCGCGCACUUGAAGAAGCCGAUCUUUAUCUCGUUUACGCUUGGCAAGGACGGUGCGCUGCGCAGCGGCGAGGCCGUGGACGCUGCGAUCCGUGCGGUCGUCGCCCACUCGCCGCUUGUCCAAGCCAUUCUCUUCAACUGCUGCGAACCCGAAGUCAUCACGACGGCGUUCCAGAGCUUUAGCGCCGAGCUCCAGGCCGAAUUGCGCUUUAUGGGCAUUCGCUGGGGUGCAUACGCCAACGCGCUCACGCCCGUGCCGGAAGGCUGGACGCUCUCGGGCGCCGAGGCCGCGCAGCCGCUCCGCCAAGACAUGUCGCCGACCACGUACCUCACGUUUGUCGACGCAUGGAUCCAACACGGCGCGACGCUUAUUGGCGGCUGCUGCGCGAUCGGACCCCAGCACAUUAGCGCGAUCCGCGACUUCCUCGCUGCCAAGACCGCUGCGUAGCAUCACCACAUCAUAAUGUUAGUACAUGUCAUAGACGCCACCGG
This is a messenger RNA of Saprolegnia parasitica CBS 223.65, 1018 nucleotides long. RefSeq lists its product as hypothetical. The transcript has a single exon. The record is from RefSeq and is a predicted model, not a curated record. The coding region runs from base 42 to 974 and encodes 310 amino acids. Gene Ontology annotation, molecular function: zinc ion binding; methyltransferase activity. NCBI's taxonomy places the organism in Eukaryota, Oomycota, Saprolegniomycetes, Saprolegniales, Saprolegniaceae.